Molecule: messenger RNA, 1495 nt
Organism: Pelobates cultripes (western spadefoot toad)
Lineage: Eukaryota; Metazoa; Chordata; Amphibia; Anura; Pelobatidae
Source: the annotation of a GenBank genome assembly
AUGAAGCUGAAGAAGAGAAGGAGGAAAAGAAAGAGGAAGAAAAGGAGGAAACUGAAGAUUGAAGAUGUUGAAGAUGUUGGAUCUGAUGAAGAGGAAGAUGACAAAAAAGAUGGUGACAAGAAGAAAAAGAAAAAGAUUAAGGAGAAGUACAUUGACGAGGAAGAGCUUAAUAAGACAAAGCCCAUCUGGACUCGGAAUCCCGACGAUAUAACUACUGAGGAGUAUGGAGAAUUCAACAAAAGCUUGACUAAUGAUUGGGAGGAUCACCUGGCUUCCAAGAACUUCUCUGUUGAAGGCCAGCUGGAGUUCAGAGCUCUGCUGUUUGUGCCAAGGAGAGCACCUUUUGACUUGUUUGAGAACCGAAAAAAGAAAAAUAACAUCAAGUUGUAUGUCUGUAGAGUGUUUAUUAUGGACAACUGUGAGGAGCUCAUUCAUGAAUAUUUACAUUUUAUCAGAGGCGUAGUGGAUUCUGAGGAUCUCCUACUGAACAUUUCCAGAGAGAUGUUGCAGCAGAGUAAAAUUUUAAAGGUUAUCAGGAAAAACCUGGUAAAAAAAAUGUCUUGAGCUCUUCACUGACCUAUCGGAGGAUGAGGAAAACUACAAAAAGUUCUAUGAGCAGUUUUCAAAGAACAUAAAGCUUGGUAUUCAUGAAGACUCUCAAAACCGUAACAAACUCUCAGAACUAUUGCGAUUUUACACUUCAGCAUCUGCUGAUGAAAUGGUCUCCCUUAAAGACUACUGCACACGAAUAGGAGAACCAAAAACAUAUUUAUUACAUUACAGGUGAAACAAAAGAGCAAGUGGCACACUCUGCAUUUGUGGAAAGGCUAAGGAAACAUGGUCUUAAAGUAAUAUAUAUGAUUGAACCAAUCGAUGAGUACUGUGUACAGCAGCUUAAAGAGUUUGAAGGCAAAACACUGGUCUCUGUAACAAAAGACGGGUUGGAACUUCCAGAAGAUGAGGAAGAGAAAAAGAAACAGGAGGCAAAUAAAUCAACGUUUGAAAACUUGUGCAAAAUUUGAAGGACAUUCUAGAAAAGAAAGUGGAAAAGGUUGUGGUGUCAAACAAACUUGUCACUUCUCCUUGCUGCAUUGUAACAAGCAUGUACGGUUGGACAGCAAACAUGGAGCGUAUCAUGAAGGCUCAGGCAUUAAGGGACAAUUUGACAACGGGUUACGUGGCUGCAAAGAAACACCUUGAGAUCAACCCAGAUCACUCGAUAAUUGAAACACUACGACAGAAGGCUGACGCUGACAAGAAUGACAAGUCUGUAAAGGACUUGGUUAUAUUGCCAUACGAAACUGCCCUCCUAUCUUCUGGCUUCUGCCUUAAGGACCCACAGACACACUCCAACAGAAUCUACAGAAUGAUUAAACUUGGUUUAGGUAUUGAUGAAGACGAUUCUACAACUGAAGAGUUAAAUCAACCAGUAACAGAAGAAAUGCCUCCCCUUGAAGGAGAUGAAGACUCUUCUAGAAUAGAGGAAGUCGACUGA